Bradysia coprophila is the source of this 1286-nucleotide messenger RNA. RefSeq names its product Threonyl-carbamoyl synthesis 4 (gene Tcs4). NCBI's taxonomy places the organism in Eukaryota, Metazoa, Arthropoda, Insecta, Diptera, Sciaridae. The record is from RefSeq and is a predicted model, not a curated record. Gene Ontology annotation, cellular component: mitochondrion. Gene Ontology annotation, biological process: tRNA threonylcarbamoyladenosine modification.
CAUUGCAUCAUGUUGAGGAUGUUGAGGUACGGUAACAUAGCUUCGUUACGAUCGCUUCAGUUACUCAAUAAAAGAACCUGCACAUCCGGACCAACGUUACGACCACUGAUACUGGGCAUCGAGACCAGUUGCGAUGACACAGGAGCCGCAAUUAUAAGUAGAAAUGGGACAAUCUUAGGCGAAUCACAUCAUUCACAACUGAACCAACACUUGCGGAAUGGAGGAAUAAUUCCACCGAUUGCUGCUGAUCUGCAUAGAGAGAACAUUGAACGAGUUGUGAAGGACGCAUUUACCAAAGCCAAUUUAACCCCGGAUGAUGUCGAUGCAAUUGCGGUUACCAAUCGCCCUGGUCUUGUUGCAAGUCUCACGAUUGGUGUUAGAUAUGCGAAACAUUUGGCCCGAACGUACCAAAAGCCAUUUAUACCAAUUCAUCACAUGGAAGCGCACGCAUUGACCGCACGACUGAAUAACAUAAUUCCGUUUCCGUUUCUCUGUCUGCUUGCAUCCGGUGGUCACUGCAUUUUGACAUUGGUGAAAGGAGUGCAAGAGUUUUAUAUGCUGGGCGAAACGGUGGACGAGGCGCCGGGCGAUAUGUUCGAUAAAACCGCAAGGCGCCUAAAGUUGCGAAAUUUACCGGAAUAUCGCUGGAUGAACGGUGGUCGAGCCAUUGAGGUAGCGAGCUCGAAGGCAACGAACGUGAAUCAGUUCGAUAUUCCGUUACCAAUGCCACGCUACAAAGAUUGUUCGUUCAGCUUUUCCGGUAUUAAUAACAAGGCUAAACGCUUCAUCGAAACAUCGGAACGCAAUAAUCACCUGGCUCCGGACGAAGUUAUUCCGGAUUAUGAGAACUUAUGCGCUGCAGUGUUGAGGAUCUCCACGAAACACAUUGUCCAUCGGACUCAACGGGCAAUGGAAUUCUGUGAAUUUCACAAUCUAAUCAGCGACGAAACGGGAAGGAGACUUGUGUUUUCGGGCGGUGUCGCUUGCAACGAUUUCAUUUUCAACACAUUGACCGAGCUCGGUGAUAAAAUGGGAUAUCAGAUAUGGCGACCGAAUAAACAGCACUGUACCGAUAACGGUGUGAUGAUAGCAUGGAAUGGUGUGGAACGAUGGUUGGAUAGUGAGGACACUUACCGUGCUGUCAAUUUGGACGAUGUUGUUGUGGAACCGAAAGCUCCGUUCGGAAAGAGUCUAGUCAAUAAGGUGGCGCAACUGAAUCUUAGCUGCGAUUGGGUUAAGUUGUCAAUGUUGAGGAGCAAUUGACGAAAUAGAUUGUAUGAACACUG